AUGUCACCCUCAAUGCCACUCUCCCAACCAGAAAUGGUCGAGAUACAUGCCACCUUACACCCAGAGCCAGCAAUCUCACCAGAGACAAUAACCCGCAUCAACGCAGCCUACGACUGGACAGGUCCCAACGAUCCCUCCAACCCACGAAACUUCUCCCUCCUCACAAAAACCCUCAGCAUAGCAUCCAUAACAUCCCUCGCCUGGUCAUCCUGCUUCGCCGGCGCAAUAUACGCCCCCGCCCAAACCGCCGUCAGCCAUGACUUCCACCAAGGCCGUUUACCCUCUGUCCUCCCUCUGAGCUUGUAUAACCUCGGCAUGGCGUGCGGUCCACUCGUUGGAGCACCGCUAUCUGAAACGUAUGGCCGCAAGACGGUCUAUGUCGCUACGACGCCUAUAUUCCUUGCUUUUCUGCUGGGAUCGGGGUUUGCAGGGAAUAUUGUCAGUUUGUCGAUCUGUCGGUUCUUUGCGGGGAUGUUUGCGUCGCCGAACGUUAAUAAUACGUCUGCUACGAUAAUGGAUUAUUGUGCGCCGCAGUAUCGUGGUGCGAGUUUGGGGAUAUACUACUCUAUUCCUUCGCUUGGAGCUGCUGUUGGGCCGCUUGUUGGGGGGUUUGUUGAGAGGUCUUUUGGGUGGCGGUGGACGCAAUGGGUUGCUGUCGUGAUAACGUGUGUUCUUUACAUUCCGGUUUUGUUUACGAGGGAGACUUAUAAGAAGGUUGUUCUGCGAAGACGAGCUAUUAGAAUGGGUUUAGGUGAUAGCUCGUCUCAGCAGACGACUGUUGCUAGGACGAUUCGACACUUCUUUACGGUUCUCAUCCUUCGGCCUCUUCAUAUGCUGUUCACUGAGCCAAUCGUCACUCUGGUCAGUCUCUACAACGGCUUUAUCUUUGGCCUGCUAUACACAUUCAUCAUAUCCGUCCCCUGGAUCUUCAGACAUUACUAUAAUUUCAGCGCAACAGGCGAGUCCCUCUCAUAUCUGGGUAUAACUCUCGGCACUCUCUUCGCCUGCGGCCCCUUCGUCCUAAUCGACUUUUCAUACUAUCAAAAGCGUCUUAUCCAUUGGAACCAAACCCAUGAUGCAAGCGAACCCUUUCCCCCAGAACACCGCCUCAUCUCCGCCAUGAUCGGAAGUUUUCUCCUCCCCUCCAGUCUCCUGAUAGCAGGAUGGACAGCUGAAUCCCGCCUCCAUUGGAUUCUCCCCAUAUUCUUCCAGGGAAUGACAAUGCUGGCAUGUCUUUUGAUCUACGCUGGUGUAAAUCUCUUCAUGCUUGAUGCUUACGGUCCUUUGUACGGAGCAUCAGCAUCGGGUGCUAUGAUGUUAAGUAGAUAUUCUUUGAGCUUUGCUUUUCCUAUGUUUGCGCUGCAGAUGUAUGAGAAGCUUGGUGCGGGGUGGGCAACGACCCUUUUGGCGGGUAUUACGUUUUUGAUGGCGCCUAUACCGUGGUGUUUCUUUGUUUAUGGGGAGAGGAUCAGGGCGAGGAGUAGAUAUGAGUCGAGCUCAUAG
Messenger RNA from Fusarium fujikuroi IMI 58289, 1503 nucleotides. Its product is annotated as related to TPO4-Proposed vacuolar polyamine transporter. Gene Ontology annotation, biological process: transmembrane transport; spermine transport; spermidine transport. The transcript has a single exon. Gene Ontology annotation, molecular function: spermine transmembrane transporter activity; spermidine transmembrane transporter activity. Lineage: Eukaryota; Fungi; Ascomycota; Sordariomycetes; Hypocreales; Nectriaceae. The record is from RefSeq and is a predicted model, not a curated record. Bases 1 to 1503 code for a protein of 500 amino acids.